Molecule: messenger RNA, 18191 nt
Organism: Coregonus sp. 'balchen'
Lineage: Eukaryota; Metazoa; Chordata; Actinopteri; Salmoniformes; Salmonidae
Source: the annotation of a GenBank genome assembly
AUGGAUGAUAUAAUGAAACACAAGAGGCCUGGGGCAUCUCAACGCUGCUCCCAGCCAGUCAGUCAGUCCUGGGGUAUCUCAACACUGCUCCCAGCCAGCCAGUCAGCCAGUCAGUCAGUCCUGGGGUAUCUCAACACUGCUCCCAGCCAGCCAGUCAGCCAGUCAGUCAGUCCUGGGGUAUCUCAACACUGCUCCCAGCCAGCCAGUCAGCCAGUCAGUCAGUCCUGGGGUAUCUCAACACUGCUCUGAGUCAGUGAGUAAGCCAUUCAGUCAGUGAGUAAGCCAUUCAGUCAGGGAGUAAGCCAUUCAGUCAGUGAGUAAGCCAUUCAGUCAGCGAGUAAGCCAUUCAGUCAGCGAGUAAGCCAUUCAGUCAGCGAGUAAGCCAUUCAGUCAGCGAGUAAGCCAUUCAGUCAGUGAGUAAGCCAUUCAGUCAGUGAGUAAGCCAUUCAGUCAGUGAGUAAGCCAUUCAGUCAGUGAGUAAGCCAUUCAGUCAGCGAGUAAGCCAUUCAGUCAGCGAGUAAGCCAUUCAGUCAGCGAGUAAGCCAUUCAGUCAGUGAGUAAGCCAUUCAGUCAGUGAGUAAGCCAUUCAGUCAGCGAGUAAGCCAUUCAGUCAGUGAGUAAGCCAUUCAGUCAGUGAGUAAGCCAUUCAGUCAGCGAGUAAGCCAUUCAGUCAGUGAGUAAGCCAUUCAGUCAGUGAGUAAGCCAUUCAGUCAGCGAGUAAGCCAUUCAGUCAGCGAGUAAGCCAUUCAGUCAGCGAGUAAGCCAUUCAGUCAGCGAGUAAGCCAUUCAGUCAGCGAGUAAGCCAUUCAGUCAGCGAGUAAGCCAUUCAGUCAGUGAGUAAGCCAUUCAGUCAGUGAGUAAGCCAUUCAGUCAGUGAGUAAGCCAUUCAGUCAGUGAGUAAGCCAUUCAGUCAGUGAGUAAGCCAUUCAGUCAGCGAGUAAGCCAUUCAGUCAGCGAGUAAGCCAUUCAGUCAGCGAGUAAGCCAUUCAGUCAGCGAGUGAGCCAUUCAGUCAGUGAGUAAGCCAUUCAGUCAGUGAGUAAGCCAUUCAGUCAGUGAGUAAGCCAUUCAGUCAGCGAGUAAGCCAUUGUCAGUGAGUAAGCCAUUCAGUCAGUGAGUAAGCCAUUCAGUCAGUGAGUAAGCCAUUCAGUCAGCGAGUAAGCCAUUCAGUCAGCGAGUAAGCCAUUCAGUCAGCGAGUAAGCCAUUCAGUCAGCGAGUAAGCCAUUCAGUCAGCGAGUAAGCCAUUCAGUCAGUGAGUAAGCCAUUCAGUCAGUGAGCCAGUCAGUCAGUGAGUAAGCCAUUCAGUCAGUGAGCCAGUCAGUCAGUGAGCCAGUCAGCCAGUGAGCCAGUCAGUCAGUGAGCCAUUCAGUCAGCGAGUAAGCCAUUCAGUCAGCGAGUAAGCCAUUCAGUCAGCGAGUAAGCCAUUCAGUCAGCGAGUAAGCCAUUCAGUCAGCGAGUAAGCCAUUCAGUCAGCGAGUAAGCCAUUCAGUCAGCGAGUAAGCCAUUCAGUCAGUGAGUAAGCCAUUCAGUCAGUGAGCCAGUCAGUCAGUGAGCCAGUCAGCCAGUCAGCCAGUGAGCCAGUGAGCCAGCCAGUCAGUCAGUCGGUGAGUCAGCCAGUCAGUCAGUCAGGCUAUAAAUGUACCUAUUUCCGGGACAACAUAGCUAAUACAGUAUUAUAGAGAUGCUGUUUUAGUUUACAGACAUGGCCAGAACAGCACUGUAGAGGUGAAAUGUGCGUAUGUCCUAUUUUCUCACAUGUUCUAAUGUUCUCUCUCUGUGUUCUAGUUCUCAGUGUUCCUGGGUCUGAUCUUCUUCUUGGAGCUGAGAGCAGGCAUCAUGUUCUAAUGUUCUAAUGUGGAUGGUAUGGGGCGGCAGGUAGCUUAGUGGUUAAGAGCGUUGUACCAGUAACCGAAAGGUCGCUGGUUCUAAUACCCGAGCCGACUAGGUGAAAAAUCUGUCGAUGUGCCCUUGAGCAAGGCACUUAACCCUAAAUUGCUCCUGUAAGUCGCUCUGGAUAAGAGCGUCUGCUAAAUGACCAAUUUAUUUAUUUAUUUAAUGUUCUCUCUCUGUGUUCUAGUUCUCAGUGUUCCUGGGUCUGAUCUUCUUCUUGGAGCUGAGAGCAGGCAUCAUGUUCUAAUGUUCUAAUGUUCUCUCUCUGUGUUCUAGUUCUCAGUGUUCCUGGGUCUGAUCUUCUUCUUAGAGCUGACAGCAGGCAUCCUGACCUUUGUGUUUAAAGACUGGAUCAAAGACCAGCUCAACUUCUUCAUCAACAACAACGUCAAGGCCUACCGCGACGACAUCGACCUGCAGAACCUCAUAGACUUCACACAGGAAUAUGUCAGUUCUACUAGAUGUGAUAGAGUUAACAGGAAUAUGUCAGUUGUACUAGAUGUGAUAGAGUUAACAGGAAUAUGUCAGUUGUACUAGAUGUUAUAGAGUUAACAGGAAUAUGUCAGUUCUACUAGAUGUUAUAGAGUUAACAGGAAUAUGUCAGUUCUACUAGAUGUGAUAGAGUUAACAGGAAUAUGUCAGUUGUACUAGAUGUUAUAGAGUUAACAGGAAUAUGUCAGUUGUACUAGAUGUUAUAGAGUUAACAGGAAUAUGUCAGUUCUACUAGAUGUUAUAGAGUUAACAGGAAUAUGUCAGUAGUACUAGAUGUUAUAGAGUUAACAGGAUUAUGUCAGUUCUACUAGAUGUUAUAGAGUUAACAGGAAUAUGUCAGUUCUACUAGAUGUUAUAGAGUUAACAGGAUUAUGUCAGUUGUACUAGAUGUUAUAGAGUUAACAGGAAUAUGUCAGUUCUACUAGAUGUUAUAGAGUUAACAGGAUUAUGUCAGUUGUACUAGAUGUUAUAGAGUUAACAGGAAUAUGUCAGUUCUACUAGAUGUUAUAGAGUUAACAGGAUUAUGUCAGUUCUACUAGAUGUUAUAGAGUUAACAGGAAUAUGUCAGUUCUACUAGAUGUUAUAGAGUUAACAGGAUUAUGUCAGUUCUACUAGAUGUUAUAGAGUUAACAGGAAUAUGUCAGUUCUACUAGAUGUUAUAGAGUUAACAGGAUUAUGUGACAGGACAAGUGAUAGGUGAAACUGUACUGGACAGGCAACAUGUCUUGUACCUUUUGCUGUACUGGACUGUACAGGCAGACAGCGCCUUAACCUUGAUUGGAUUACUGUACAAAUGCUGAAGCCAACCAGAGCCUGCCUCUUUAUCAUAGCAGACUUGGUUGUACUAAGACUUUAUAAAGACUCAUAGGUGCUCAUAACGUGUAAUAAAACCUUAUUAUGUGUGUUCUAGUGGUCGUGCUGUGGGGCCCACGGUCCCAAUGACUGGAACCUGAAUAUCUACUUCAACUGCACUGAGUUUAACCCCAGUAGAGAGCGCUGUGGAGUCCCCUUCUCCUGUUGUGUCAAAGACCCUGCCGUAAGAUGCCUUCCUGUGCUGUAGAACUACGUUAUAAACCCUCAGACGUAGACCGUGUCGUAAGACUUUAUUCAGACAUUAACCAUACAUAUUCUAGAGACCCUGCUGGAAGACCCACAUUCUUCUGUUCUCAUGAUAGUUUUGCUUUCAUUCGUUUCAGGAAGAUGUCCUUAACACCCAGUGUGGCUACGACAUGAGACUUCAAGGGGUUGGUAUUUCUCUAUGUGUUUUGCCGUCAGACCCAAUCAGUCUUUUUAAAACCUUGCUGGCCAUUAUCCAGAGACGGAGAGAGAGAGGCGGCUGACAUUUCAGCCUUCCCUCUGAACAUCUAGCCAGGCAUGGAAGUAAGGGGUUAAGUAGCUAGCUAGCUAGUGUUCAGGCUGCUCUCCUCCUCUCUUCCUUAAUAACAGUGGGUUUUUCUUACAGUGCUGAUUUAGACUCCAGUUAUAGCCCUGGGAAGCAUCACAGCACGACGCUCUAUAGUUGGGGAUUCAGUGGGUUAUGCCUCCCUUGUGCGUGUGCGUGUGUGUGCGUGUGCGUGCGCGCACUCUCACUCUCAAUACAGCUCUCAACCAGAGCACUGUUGCUAUGCCUACUGUUAUGUAGCCAAGGCCCAAAUGGCUGACUAUUUGCUGCCAUUUUGUUAGUUUUCCCUACUGUGUACAGGCUUGUAGGCUUUGCUGUGAAAGUCUAUUGAAACAAGCUGUGAGUUUGUUUGUGGAGUGUUUCGGGAGGGGGGGGUGGAGCAAGAAAAUAGCAGAGAUCAUCAAAGAAAACACAAACUGAAAUGGCUCUAGGGGAAGUUCGCUGUCACCAUCGGAAACAUUUCAUUUCAUUGGAUGCCCAGGGAUUCCGUUACCUCCCAUUGGUGGGAGAGUUGGUUUCCAGGUUUUAGCUUUGGAACAAGGGAGUCCUUGGUGGAGUUUCUCUGUAGAGAGACAAAGACGAGCUCUGUGGGGGAGAACCUUUUGUUGCUGGAGCUCAACAGCUUGUGCUUCAGUAGACUUAUAUGGGAACAGAAUAAAAGACAGCUUAACACAGUACACACACAGCUUCAUCCACAGUAUUCACACACAGCUUCAUCCCCAGUAUACACACAGCUUCAUCCCCAGUAUUCACACACAGCUUCAUCCACAGUAUACACACACAGCUUCAUCCACAGUACACACACAGCUUCAUCCCCAGUAUUCACACACAGCUUCAUCCACAGUACACACACAGCUUCAUCCCCAGUAUUCACACACAGCUUCAUCCACAGUAUACACACACAGCUUCAUCCACAGUAUACACACACAGCUUCAUCCCCAGUACACACACACAGCUUCAUCCCCAGUAUACACACAGCUUCAUCCCCAGUAUUCACACACAGCUUCAUCCCCAGUACACACACAGCUUCAUCCCCAGUAUUCACACACAGCUUCAUCCACAGUAUACACACACAGCUUCAUCCCCAGUAUACACACGCAGCUUCAUCCCCAGUAUACACACGCAGUUUCAUCCCCAGUAUUCACACGCAGCUUCAUCUCCAGUACACACACAGCUUCAUCCCCAGUACACACACAGCUUCAUCCCCAGUAUACACACGCAGCUUCAUCCCCAGUAUACACACACAGCUUCAUCCCCAGUAUUCACACGCAGCUUCAUCCACAGUCCACACACAGCUUCAUCCACAGUAUACUCACAGCUUCAUCCCCAGUAUACACACACAGCUUCAUCCCCAGUAUACACACACAGCUUCAUCCCCAGUAUACACACACAGCUUCAUCCCCAGUAUACACACGCAGCUUCAUCCCCAGUAUUCACACGCAGCUUCAUCCCCAGUAUUCACACGCAGCUUCAUCCCCAGAAUACACACGCAGCUUCAUCCCCAGUAUACACACAGCUUCAUCCCCAGUAUACACACGCAGCUUCAUCCCCAGUACACACACAGCUUCAUCCCCAGUACACACACAGCUUCAUCCCCAGUAUUCACACGCAGCUUCAUCCCCAGUAUACACACGCAGCUUCAUCCCCAGUAUACACACAGCUUCAUCCCCAGUAUACACACGCAGCUUCAUCCCCAGUACACACACAGCUUCAUCCCCAGUACACACACAGCUUCAUCCCCAGUAUACACACACAGCUUCAUCCCCAGUACACACACACAGCUUCAUCCCCAGUAUACACACAGCUUCAUCCCCAGUAUUCACACACAGCUUCAUCCCCAGUACACACACAGCUUCAUCCCCAGUAUUCACACACAGCUUCAUCCACAGUAUACACACACAGCUUCAUCCCCAGUAUACACACGCAGCUUCAUCCCCAGUAUACACACGCAGUUUCAUCCCCAGUAUUCACACGCAGCUUCAUCUCCAGUACACACACAGCUUCAUCCCCAGUAUUCACACACAGCUUCAUCCCCAGUACACACACAGCUUCAUCCCCAGUAUUCACACACAGCUUCAUCCCCAGUAUUCACACACAGCUUCAUCCCCAGUACACACACAGCUUCAUCCCCAGUACACACACAGCUUCAUCCCCAGUACACACACAGCUUCAUCCCCAGUAUACACACGCAGCUUCAUCCCCAGUAUACACACGCAGCUUCAUCCCCAGUAUUCACACGCAGCUUCAUCCACAGUCCACACACAGCUUCAUCCACAGUAUACUCACAGCUUCAUCCCCAGUAUACACACACAGCUUCAUCCCCAGUAUACACACACAGCUUCAUCCCCAGUAUUCACACACAGCUUCAUCCCCAGUAUACACACGCAGCUUCAUCCCCAGUAUUCACACGCAGCUUCAUCCCCAGUAUUCACACACAGCUUCAUCCCCAGUAUACACACACAGCUUCAUCCCCAGUAUACACACACAGCUUUUUUUCCCAGUAUACACACGCAGCUUCAUCCCCAGUAUACACACGCAGCUUCAUCCACAGUACACACACAGCUUCAUCCACAGUACACACACAGCUUCAUCCCCAGUAUACACACACAGCUUCAUCCCCACUAUUCACACACAGCUUCAUCCACAGUAUUCACACACAGCUUCAUACCCAGUACACACACAGCUUCAUCCACAGUAUACACACAGCUUCAUCCCCAGUAUUCACACACAGCUUCAUCCCCAGUAUACACACACAGCUUCAUCCACAGUACACACACAGCUUCAUCCCCAGUAUACACACAGCUUCAUCCCCAGUACACACACAGCUUCAUCCCCAGUAUUCACACACAGCUUCAUCCCCAGUAUUCACACGCAGCUUCAUCCCCAGUAUUCACACGCAGCUUCAUUCACAGUACACACACAGCUUCAUCCCCAGUAUUCACACGCAGCUUCAUUCACAGUACACACACAGCUUCAUCCCCAGUAUUCACACACAGCUUCAUCCACAGUAUACACACACAGCUUCAUCCCCAGUAUAUACACACAGCUUCAUCCCCAGUAUAUACACGCAGCUUCAUUCACAGUACACACACAGCUUCAUUCACAGUACACACACAGCUUCAUCCCCAGUAUUCACACACAGCUUCAUCCCCAGUAUUCACACACAGCUUCAUCCCCAGUAUACACACGCAGCUUCAUCCCCAGUAUACACACACAGCUUCAUCCCCAGUACACACACAGCUUCAUCCCCAGUACACACACAGCUUCAUCCCCAGUACACACACAGCUUCAUCCCCAGUACACACACAGCUUCAUCCCCAGUAUACACACAGCUUCAUCCCCAGUAUUCACACACAGCUUCAUCCCCAGUAUUCACACACAGCUUCAUCCCCAGUAUUCACACACAGCUUCAUCCCCAGUAUUCACACACAGCUUCAUCCCCAGUACACACACAGCUUCAUCCCCAGUAUUCACACACAGCUUCAUCCCCAGUAUUCACACACAGCUUCAUCCCCAGUAUUCACACACAGCUUCAUCCCCAGUAUUCACACACAGCUUCAUCCCCAGUACACACACAGCUUCAUCCCCAGUAUUCACACACAGCUUCAUCCCCAGUAUUCACACACAGCUUCAUCCCCAGUAUUCACACACAGCUUCAUCCCCAGUACACACACGCUAGGGCUGUCCCCGACCAACAAAAAUCUUGGUCUACAUAGUGUCGUCUGUUCUUUUUCCAUAUAUAGACACAGCCGUCUGAUGCUUUAAGCGAACUGUAAGAUGAAAUAAUGAAGACACACGUAUGACUAGAGGGAGUCCGACCUCCAUUUCUUGUGCCAGGCCGGGCUCAGACUUGCUGCGCUUUGUUAAAAAAAUGACAGCGAGUGACUGUAACUAACAGUAUGGAGGUAUGAAGGUAGUUUUGUGCCUAGCCAAAAAAGUGGUUAAAUAUGUGUAGUAAAAUAUAUAUAUAUCACCUAAAUAUAGGACAAACUCUUUAAAACCUUUGUCGUCGUGAAUUACUUUUUGACUGUCUUUUUUUUGGCAUUUAUGAAUGUGUUAUUCAAUGUGUUUCUCACGGCUAUAGUAGUAAAGGCCAAAUUCUAUAUUUUAUAAAAAUCAUUACUUCAUAUUUUUUUUUUAAUUACUUAAAAUAGUUCCUAAAAUUCUAAAUAAAAUAGCUAAAUGAUCUAACUUAGUCUCUCUAUUAAACUGUCAACAUUUCCUCCUCUUUCCAAGGGUGGUUUGAUGCUCAUGCAGCUAGUUGGUCAGCUAGCCUAUAGGCUAUGGCGCUUGAUAUGUGGACUUUAUUUUAUAAAAUGCAUGUUUUCAUUGCUUGCUAGUGAAUAAAUAUGUCUUCUUUAAAAAAAAAAAAAAAAAAUUUUGGAUGUGUCUGACUUCAUGAAUUAUUCAACAGCAGUUGACAAGGUGUGUCUGACUUCAUGAAUUAUUCAACAGCAGUUGACAAGGUGUGUCUGACUUCAUGAAUUAUUCAACAGCAGUUGACAAGGUGUGUCUGACUUCAUGAAUUAUUCAACAGCAGUUGACAAGGUGUGUCUGACUUCAUGAAUUAUUCAACAGCAGUUGACAAGGUGUGUCUGACUUCAUGAAUUAUUCAACAGCAGUUGACAAGGUGUGUCUGACUUCAUGAAUUAUUCAACAGCAGUUGACAAGGUGUGUCUGACUUCAUGAAUUAUUCAACAGCAGUUGACAAGGUGUGUCUGACUUCAUGAAUUAUUCAACAGCAGUUGACAAGGUGUGUCUGACUUCAUGAAUUAUUCAACAGCAGUUGACAAGGUGUGUCUGACUUCAUGAAUUAUUCAACAGCAGUUGACAAGGUGUGUCUGACUUCAUGAAUUAUUCAACAGCAGUUGACAUGUGUACAUAUUACUUCAACUACCUCAACUAGCCGGUGCCCCCGCACAUUGACUCUGCUCCGGUACCCCCCUGUAUAUAUAGCCUCCCUACUGUCACUUUAUUUUACUGUAUAUAUAGCCUCCCUACUGUUAUUUUAUUUUACUUCUGCUCUUUUUUUUCUCAACACUUUUUUUGUUGUUGUUUUUAUUUUUACUUUUUUUGUUAAAAAUAAAUGCACUGUUGGUUAAGGGCUGUAAGUAAGCAUUUCACUGUAAUGUCUGCACCUGUUGUAUAGUCGGCGCAUGUGGCCAAUACAAUUUGAUUUGAUUUGAUUUGAAGGUUUUUCUAGCUCUGAGGCCUAUAAUGGGCUAAUGUUGUUGUCAAAUGGACAAUGGGCCAGUCCUCUCCAACCUGGCAUGGUAUAAUAUGAUACUGAAUCUUUUCUUCAUUUAUAGAUGAAUCAAUGCUGAUAAAUAGGCUGUGGACAUGCCACAUGUAUUUGUUUUCUAUUUUAAUGAUUGUUAAUUUCAUACUAUGGCACAGCUGUCCCCUUCAUACUGUCCUGGUCAAUUCAUUAUCGUAUAGCCUACUUUCGGAAAGCCUAAGGUAUGCCUAUGUUUUUUUUAUAUAAGUUUUAAGGAAAAUAUAAAUAUUUGACAUACGCUGGUGGCUUUUAUUGACUGGAUCUUUUGCGGGAGUGUGUGAGUUCGCUGAUUCUCUUUAUAGGCCUAUAUGUCCAUUCACAGAGUUCCCUAAAGGAGCCUGUGUGGAUUCCAUCUCUUUAAUAAGAAUCAAACGCUCCUGUCUUGAUUUAAUCUUGUUAAAUGCCUGUUUUCAGUAGCUUAGGCUACGUUAUUUAUCUUAUUACGACAUGCCAAUGCCAAUGCCAUCGAAUGACCGCAGCAGCAGGGUUUGUGACGUUAUGCGAAUAUUCGGUAAAUUUAGAAAAAAAAACAUUGGACGUGUGAAUGGAUUUUUGCAUCGAAAUAGGAUUUACUUUUUUUGAUUAGCAGAAAAGCCAAAGGACUAAUUAAGCAUAUCUUUAUGCCGUCAUGUGCUAAUGUUGUGUCAAUACGAAAAUGCUGUAGAUCCUCUCCAACCGGGCUUUUCUUGUUUGUUGAUUAAAUAUUUACAAGUAAUAACCUGAAUAAUAAUAUUAAUAAUAAUAGCUUGUUUCAAAUAGGUUUUAUUAAGAAACAUAUCCAUGUAAACAAGUGUACUAACAGAAUUGUGACGUCCCCUUUUACACAGGGCCUUGUAGGCCUAAGACAGCAUUAACAUACUUUUAAACAAAAUGGCUGCAUACCAAAAAUACAUGGAAAGAAAAGGAGAAACCAGUAACCAAAUGGCACCCUAUUCCAUUUAUAGUGCACUUCUUUCACCUAGACACCAUAGGAAAUAUGGUGCCAUUUGGGAAUCAUCUAUUAUUUAAUCAUCCUUCAUGUUCUAUGAGUCAUAGUCAAUGUCCAGUGGUUUGGUUUGGUCUGGUCUGGUCUGGUUUGGUCUGGUUUGGUCUGGUCUGGUUUGGUCUCGUCUGGUUUGGUCUGGUUUGGUUUGGUUUGGUUUGUUCUGGUUUGGUCUGGUUUGGUCUGGUCUGGUUUGGUCUGGUUUGGUUUGGUUUGGUUUGGUCUGGUUUGGUCUGGUCUGGUUUGGUCUGGUCUGGUUUGGCUAACUGUAUUAAAACAUGUCUCCUAUUUCCCCUCCCAGGAGUUGGACCAGCAAAAGUUCAUCUACACCAAGGGUUGUGUGGGCCAGUUCGAGAGGUGGCUUCAGGACAACCUGAUCAUUGUAGCUGGGGUCUUUGUGGGCAUUGCACUUUUACAGGUAAGCAGGACUCCCAGAGACAUUAUUUCAGAAAUGUUCAGUACCAGUCAAAAGUUUGGACACACCUACUCAUUCAAGGGGUUUUCUUUAUUUUUACUAUUUUGUACAUUGUCAAAAUAUAUUUUAUAUUUGAGAUUCUUCAAAGUAGCCACCCUUUGCCCUGAUGACAGUUUUGCACACUCUUGGCAUUCUCUCAACCAGCUUCAUGAGGUAGUAACCUGGAAUGCAUUUCAAUUAACAGGUGUGCCUUGUUAAAAGUUAAUUUGUGGAAUUUCUUUCCUUCUUAAUGCGUUUGAGCCAAUCAGUUGUGUUGUGACAAGGUAGGGGUGGUAUACAGAAGAUAGCCCUAUUUGGUAAAAGACCAAGUCCAUAUUAUGGCAAGAACAGCUCAAAUAAGCAAAUAGAAAUGACAGCCCAUCAUUACUUUAAGACAUGAAGGUCAGUCAGUCCGGAAUAUUUCAAAAACGUUCAAAGUUUCUUCAAGUGCAGUUGCAAAAACCAUCAAGGGCAAUGAUGAAACUGGCAAUCAUGAGGACCGCCACAGGAAUGGAAGACCCAGAGUUACCUCUGCUGCAGAGGAUAAGUUCAUUAGCGUUACCAGCCUCAGAAAUUGCAGCCCAAAUAAAUGCUUCACAGAGUUCAAGUAACAGACACAUCUCAACAUCAACUCUUCAGAGGGGACUGCGUGAAUCAGGCCUUCAUGGUUGAAUUGCUGCAAAGAAACCACUACUAUAUCAUGAUAAGCUGUAGACCACACUAUUUACCAAGAUCAUUUUCAUCUAUAUUUUUCGUAGCUGUCUAUUUACCACCACAAACCAAUGCAGGCACUAAGAGUGCACUCAAUGAGCUGUAUAAGGCCAUAAGUAAACAGGAAAACGCUCAUCCAGAGGCAGUGCUCCUAGUGGCCGGGGACUUUAAUGCAGGGAAACUUAAAUCCGUUCUACCUCAUUUCUACCAGCAUGUUAAAUGUGCAACCAGAGGAAAAAAAACUCUAGACCACCUUUACUCCACACACAGAGACGCAUACAAAGCUCUCCCUCGCCCUCCAUUUGGCAAAUCUGACCAUAACUCUAUCCUCCUGAUUCCUGCUUAUAAGCAACAACUAAAGCAGGAAGCACCAGUGACUCGGUUAAUAAGGAAAUGGUCAGAUGACACAGAUGCAAAGCUACAGGAUUGUUUUGCUGGCACAGACUGGAAUAUGUUCUGGGAUUCUUCCUAUAGCAUUGAGGAGUACACCACAUCAGUCACUGGCUUCAUCAAUAAGUGCAUCGAUGACGUCAUCCCCACAGUGACCAUACGUACAUACCCCAACCAGAAGCCAUGGAUUACAGGCAACAUCCGCACUGAGCUAAAGGGUAGAGCUGCCGCUUUCAAGGAGCGGGACUCUAACCUGGACGCUUAUAAGAAAUCUCGCUAUGUCCUCCGACGAACCAUCAAACAGGCAAAGAGUCAAUACAGGACUAAGAUUGAAUCGUACUACACCGGCUCUGACGCUCGUCGGAUGUGGCAGGACAAAACUAUUACAGACUACAAAGGGAAGCACAGCCACGAGCUGCCCAGUGACACGAGCCUACCAGACGAGCUAAAUUACUUCUAUGCUCGCUGAAACACUGAAACAUGCAUGAGAGCACCAGCUGUUCCGGAUGACUGUGUGAUCACGCUCUCCGUAGCCGAUGUGAGUAAGACCUUCAAACAGGUCAACAAUCACAAGGCCGCAGGACCAAACGGAUUACCAGGACGUGUACUCCGGGCAUGUGCUGACCAACUGGAAAGUGUCUUCACUGACAUUUUCAACAUGUCCCUGACUGAGUCUGUAAUACCAACAUGUUUCAAGCAGUCCACCAUAGUCCCUGUGCCCAAGAGUACUAAGAUAACCUGCCUAAAUGACUACCGACCCAUAGCACUCACGUAUGUAGCAAUGAAGUGCUUUGAAAGGCUGGUCAUGGCUCACAUCAACACCAUUAUCCCAGAAACCCUCUCCAAUUUGCAUACCGCCCCAACAGAUCCACAGAUGAUGCAAUCUCUAUUGCACUCCACACUGCCCUUUCCCACCUGGACAAGAGGAACACCUACGUGAGAAUGCUAUUCAUUGACUACCAUCUCAGCGUUCAACACCAUAGUGCCCUCAAAGCUCAUCACAAGCUCAUCAUUAGGACCCUGGGACUAAACACCUCCUUCUGCAACUGGAUCCUGGACUUCCUGACGGGCUGCCCCCAGGUGGUAAUGGUAGGUAACAACACAUCUGCCACGCUGAUCCUCAACACGUGGGCCCCUCAGGGGUGCGUGCUCAGUCCCCUUCAGUGUUCAUUCAUGAAUGCAUGGCCAGGCACGACUCCAACACCAUCAUUAAGUUUGCCGAUGACACACCAGUGGUAGGCCUGAUCACCGACAACGAUGAGACAGCCUAUAGGGAGGAGGUCAGAGAUCUGGCCGUGUGGUGCCAGUAUAACAACCUCUCCCUCAACGUGAUCAAGACAAAGGAGAUGAUUGUGUACUACAGGAAAAAAAAGAGGACUGAGCACGCCCCCAUUCUCAUCGACGUGGCUGUAGUGGAACAGGUUGAGAGCACCUUGGUGUCCACAUCACUAACAAACUAUCAUGGUCCAAACACACCAAGACAGUCGUGAAGAGGGCACGACAAAGCCUAUUCCCCCUCAGGAGACUGAAAACAUUUGGCAUGGGUCCUCAGAUCCUCAGGACCAUCGAGAGCAUCCUGACUGGUUGCAUCACCACCUGGUAUGGCAACUGCUCGGCCUCCGACCGCAAGGCAAUACAGAGGGUAAUGCGUACGGCCCAGUACAUCACUGGGGCCAAAAAUUGUCAAAGACUCCAGCCACCCUAGUCAUAGACUGUUCUCUCUGCUACCGCACGGCAAGCGGUACCGGAGUGCCAAGUCUAGGUCCAAAAGGCUUCUUAACAGCUUCUACCCCAGAGCCAUAAUACUCCUGAACAGCUGAUCAUGGCUACCCAGACUAUUUGCAAUGUCCCCCCACCCCACCCGCGCUUUUACGCUGCUGCUACUCUGUUAAUUAUUUAUGCAUAGUCACUUUAACUCUGCCCACAUGGACAUAUUACCUCAACUACCUCAACUAGCCGGUGCCCCCGCACAUUGACUCUGCACCGGUACCCCCCUGUAUAUAUAGCCUCCCUACUGUUAUUUUAUUUUACUGCUGCUCUUUAAUUUUUGCUAUUUUAAUUUUUUUCUUGAACUGCAUUGUUGGUUAAUGGCUUGUAAGGAAGCAUUUCACUGUAAGGUCUACACCUGUUGUAUUUGGCGCAUACAUUUUUGGCAAAUAAAAUUUGAUUUGAUUUAAAGGACACCAAUUAGAAUAAGAGACUUGCUUGGGCCAAGAAACACGAGCAAUGGACAUUAGACCGGUGGAAAUCUGUCCUUUGGUCUGAUGAAUCCAAAUUUGAGAUUUUUGGUUCCAAUAGCUGUGUCUUUGUGAGACGCAGGGUAGGUGAACGGAUGAUCUCUGCAUGUGUGGUACCCACCGUGAAGCAUGGAGGAGGAGAUGUGAUGGUGUGGGGGUGCUUUGCUGGUGACGAUGUUGGUGAUUUAUUUAGAAUUCAAGGCACACUUAACCAGCAUGGCUACAACAGCAUUCUGCAGCGAUACGCCAUCCCAUCUGGUUUGGGCUUAGUGGGUCUAUCAUUUGUUUUUCAACAGGACAAUGACCCAACACACCUCCAGGCUGUGUAAGGGCUAUUUGACCAAGAAGGAGAGUGAUGGAGUGCUGCAUCAGAUGACCUGGCCUCCACAAUCACACGACCUCAACCCAAUUGAGAUGAUUUGGGAUGAUUUGGACCGCAGAGUGAAAGAAAAGCAACCAACAAGUGCUCAGCAUAUGUGGAAACUCCUUCAAGACUGUUGGAAAAGCAUUCCAGGUGAAGCUGGUUGAGAGAAUGCCAAGAAUGUGCAAAGCUGUCAUCAAGGCAAAGGGUGGCUACUUAGAAAAAUCUAAAAUCGAUUUUGAUUUGUUUAACACUUUUUUGGUUACUACAUGAUUCCAUGUGUGUUAUUUCAUAUUUUUGAUGUCUUCACUGUAGAAAAUAGUAAAAAAUAAAGAAAAACCCUUGAAUGAUUAGGUGUGUCCAAACUGUUGACUGGUACUGUAUAUUUAAAGAGUCAGCUUUUGUGUGAAUCAGAUAAAUAAUGUCUGCAUUUGCAGUCACCGUCAUGGCUGGAAGUCAGGGUUUCCUUUAGCCGGCAAUUACCGACUUUUAGCCCCAAAAAAUAAUAUGAUAGCCGAUAAAUAAAACUGUUGCCGGCCAAAAUGACCUGACAAAAACAAUCCCUAUAUAAUGCUUUUUAUUAAUUGAUGGAAAUACCAGUCGAUGGAAAUACUUUUGACCAUCAUGCUUAUCAGUCUAUAGGUUAAUAUGCAUCAUUUAUUGGAAUUAAAUUGGCCUGUGUGUAUUUUUGUUAGUCAUCAUGUAUCUUAUUUAUUGACUGGUCCUUUUACGGGGGUGAGUUUGCUGAUUCUCUCUCUAGGCCUAUACAGUGCAUUCGGAAAGUAUUUCAGACCCCUUGACUUUUUGCACAUUUUGUUACAUUACAGCCUUAUUCUAAAAUGUAUCAAUUUAAUUAUUUUCCUCAUCAAUUUACACACAAUACCCCAUAAUGACAAGGCGAAAACAGGUUUUUAGAACUUUUGCAAAAAACUGAAACCUUAUUUACAUAAGUAUUCAGACCCUUUGCUAUGGGACUCGAAAUUGAGCUCCGGUGCAUCCUGUUUCAAUUGAUUAUCCUUGAGAUGUUUCUACAACUUGAUUGAAGUCCACCUGUGGUAAAUUCAAUUGAUUGGACAUGAUUUGGAAAGGCACACACCUGUCUAUAUAAGGUCCCACAGUUGACAGUGCAUGUCAGAGCAAAAACCAAGCCAUGGUGUCGAAGGAAUUGUCCGUAAAGCUCCGAGACAGGAUUGUGUCGAGGCACAGAUCUGGGGAAGGGUACCAAAAAAUGUCUGGAGCGUUGAAGGUCCCCAAGAACACAGUGGCCUCCAUCAUUCUAAAACGGAAUAUGUUUGGAACCACCAAGACUCUUCCUAGACCUGGCCACCCGGCCAAACUGAGCAAUCAGGGGAUAAGGGCCUUGGUCAGGGAGGUGACCAAGAACCCGAUGGUCACUGACAGAGCUCCAGAGUUCCUCUGUGGAUGUGGGAGGCCUUUAUGGUAGAGUGGCCAGACGGAAGCCACUCCUCAGUAAAAGGUACAUGACAGCCCGCUUGGAGUUUGCCAAAAAGCACCUAAAGGACUCUCAGACCAUGAGAAACAAGAUUCUCUGGUCUGAUGAAACCGAGAUUGAACUCUUUGGCCUGAAUGCCAAGCGUCACGUCUGGAGGAAACCAGGCACCGCUCAUCACCUGGCUAAUACCAUCCCUACGGUGAAGCAUGGUGGUGGCAGCAUCAUGCUGUGGGGAUGUUUUUCAGUGGCAGGGACUGGGAGACUAGUCAGGAUCAAGGGAAAGAUGAACGGAGCAAAGUACAGAGAGAUACUUGAUGAAUACCUGCUUCGGAGUGCUCAGGACCUCAGACUGGGGCAAAGGUUCACCGUCCAACAGGACAUCAACCCUAAGCACACAGCCAAAACAAUACUUGGUGGCUUCGGGACAAGUCUCUGAAUGUCCUUGAGUGGCCCAGCCAGAGCCCUGACUUGAACCCGAUCGAACAUCUCUGGAGAGACCUGAAAAUAGCUGUGCGGUGACUCUCCCCAUCCAACCUGACAGAGCUUGAGAGGAUCUGCAGAGAAGAAUGGGAGAAACUCCCCCAAAUACAGGUGUGCCAAGCUUGUAGCGUCACACCGAAGAAGACUCGUGGCUGUAAUCGCUGCCAAAGGUGCUUCAACAAAGUACUGAGUAAAGGGUAAAUAUUCUUAUGUAAAUGUAAUAUUCGAACAACCUGUUUUUGCUUUGUCAUUAUCGGAUAUUGUUUGUAGAUUGAUGAGGUAAAAAAAAGCUAUUUAAUCCAUUUUAGAACAAGACUGUAACGUAACAAAAUGUGGAAAAAGUAAAGUGGUCUGAAUACUUUCAGAAUAUUCCGAAAGUUUCCUAAAGGAGGCUGUCUGGUCUCCAUCUCGUUAAUAAGAAUCAAACUCUCUUGUCAUGAUUUAAUCUUGUAAAUGGCCUAUUUUCAGUAGCUUAGGCUACAUUAUUUCUCUCAUUACGGCGUCCUGUCUUUGAAGAACAUGUGCCAAUGCCACAUCCAUCAAAUGACCGAAAUGUAAAAGUCAACUAAUGCGAGAACACCAUCCUCUGCCAUAUGGACGCAUUGAUACACCGUGAUCCAUUGGCGGAUAAAGAAAUGAGCGCAUGGAACUCACAGCCUAUAAGCCAACGCAGCAGUAGGACCAGAACUUCCACACCGAGGAUUGGUGAUUAUCGAGGGGCAGAUUGUUGGAAAGAUUUUUAAAAUAGCUUACUGUGAGGAACUAUAGUUUCAAAAUAUUAUCAUACGCAAUGGAAGUUAAAAAAAACAACAACGAUUUCCUACAUUUCCGCGCAGCAGGCCAGGUACUCAGGCGUUCACGAUCCCUCAACAUUAUCAGGACAGAGAAACCAGACACAUGAGCACUCCAAACAUUUUAUUUUUUUACAAAUCUCGUAAAUGAUGGGGCAACAGUUCACACAAUGAAACAAUGAAUGUGAAAUAAUUGAUGGAAGAGAGCUGAGCCAUUCUGGAAUGAGACGUCUCUUCUACCUCACACCGCCUCCCCUUCUUCUUGCCUCAACGUUUUAAAGUUAUACUCGAGACAUUAUCUUCACACACAUUUGAGAUACUUUUCACUGACAGCCUCAACUCAAUAAUCAGCUAGGCCUAUUGCCAAUGGCGCUCUGCCCAUAUUGUGUGCUUCCCAAAUAGGCAUACGAGCUUUUGAUUUGAAACAAUCCACUGCUUUAAAAAAAAAAAAAAAAAAAACAAGCUAAUGAUCCUCAAUGUUUUUUUUUGGGAGGGGGGCGAAGUAUUGUGAAUGAUUUUCAUUUUUUCUGUAUAGACAGGAGUAAUUAUAUAAUUUUGGCAAAUGUAUUUCUAUUGACUUUCCUAUUGGACCCAGCACUAUGCCAUUUCUCUCCUGUUCUAUUGGUUUUCAUAUCAACUUUCUUUCAUUGUCCAGAAGCCAUAAUCCUCCUAGAUUGUUGCAUCUUUAGAUUCCCCCUCUUUCUAAUCUUCAAACAGAGAUUUUCAUUUUCAUCUCUGUCAGAUAUGGAUCCUCUUUCAGCUGUGCAGUUUAGAAUGGUGUUUUUCCCACGAAUUGCAUUUUGGCAAAUGUUUGAAAAAUUACAUUUUAUUGGCUGCUUCAUUACAGGAGUUGCAUGUUCUCUUAAGAGCUAUUACCAUAAUCAAAAUGUGAUUUCUGUCAUUCUGAGCACUGUGGGUAGAUGACCUAAUGGGUUUAUGCACCCAAUGCAUAUGGGUCCGGUACAUUUCUGAAAUGGGCGUUAAAUUAAAAUCUUCUCGGUCAUAUUGUCCGCCGCCACAUUUUCCGAACGGAAACCCUGCUGGGAGUGUGUAUUUAAUUUGAGGCUGCCAUCUGGUGGCGAGAAUCAUGAUUACAUCCUUUUCCUUGUGUGUCACUCUAAAUCAGAGAACCUUCGAUGCUUUAAAUGUCAGUUGGCUACGUGCCAGAGGCAGUUACUUAACCUGUGAUGUCAUUUCCUGUUUAGAUAUUUGGGAUCUGCCUGGCUCAGAACCUGGUGAGUGACGUCAAGGCUGUGAAGGCCAACUGGUGA